Molecule: messenger RNA, 1575 nt
Organism: Torulaspora globosa
Lineage: Eukaryota; Fungi; Ascomycota; Saccharomycetes; Saccharomycetales; Saccharomycetaceae
Exons: 1
Coding region: 1-1575 (524 amino acids)
Cellular component (GO): membrane
Source: RefSeq, a predicted model, not a curated record
AUGGAGGACUUUUUUAUGGUGCUGUUCUUAACUGCCAGUGCAACUGCUAUUUACAGAUGGUCCUUCACAGUCCUCUGGUUCAAAGUUGGUUCUCUAUUUGAGAUUGGAGCAGAAUCGUCAAGCAAGCAAGAUGCGACAUUGCCAAAGUUAGCUAUUGACGAUAGCACUUUUCUAUCCAAACUGUACAGCGAGUAUUCAGUCCCAUCUCAUAAGGUUUUGCAAGCAAUGAGGAUACUGUUUUCGGCAGCAAUGGUGAUCUAUACCAUUACGAUUGAAAUAACACUUUGGCAGAUCAAAACCGCUGAUGUUCAGCAAACCGCAGACUUUAUCACCAAAUGGGUAUGGCCGUUGGUGUCAAUGCUUUUAUCUGCGCUUUUGAUACUCGUCCAACCUCUCUUCAUCGUUAUGUCACUGCUGAACAAGUUCUUCGAGGAGAAGUUUGACCUGGAUAGACUGGUUAUUCUCUCGUGUGGCAUUGUCGCUUUACUCAUAAUGGUUCUUAACUACAUUGCUCUGGGGCCUUUCCAUCAUGCGGAAAGCAUGCUAACGAGGCUUUCAGUCGCAGGGGUUACAAUCAUGGCCAAUCUGGCUGGAGUAGCAUCAACUUCAUCCUUGUACUCAACAUUCUGCACAGUCAAGAGACGGUUUUCCCCAAAAUACAGCAAGCAGAGGAAGCAGUAUUUUACUGAAUCUCUUUUAUGGAUAUCAGACAAGAGCUUGCAAGAGCAGAUAGAACUAUAUCAGAGAGAAAUCCAACACACUAUUGAAACUUUGAAAAAUAUGGAACAAUAUCCCGAAGAAUCCGCAACUGUCACGAAGCAGCAACUCGCAGAAGGUGUAGGUUCAUUAAGAAUGGAGAUAGGAAGGCUUGAAGAAAGGCUUCGGCUUCCUCCGCAUGUAAAAUUUGCUAAAAAAGCCUCCCAUGUUGUGUUCCUGUUCUACUGUAUCCAUAAGACAGUUACAGUUUUCACCAGGACGAUACCGCAUCUCUUCAGUACAAGCAGCAAAGAUACAGAAUGGACUACAGAUCCUCUUGCCAUCUCGAUUGCUAACAUCAUGGAUUUGUUGCUCUUUCGUUUCCAAUAUCAAUACGAAGUUGAUUCGCUGACGAAGCAGAUUUCGCUAAUACUAUCGAUAUCCUUGUUCGUGUGCUCCCUAUCUACCGUUGCAACAACUAUAUCCUUCCUAAUUGCACUGCUACCUAAUAGGAUUCGUGUUUUAGCAAUGUAUGUUAUGCAAAACAGCACAAACUUUGAAGAGCUUCCAUCGUAUAAUAAACGUCCAAGCAAAAGGAGCCAAAAGAAAUCACCAUCGAUCAUUAAGAAUCUGAUCGUUUCAGAGCUGGCAGGAAUUUAUGUCGUGGCAACUCUAUUGUCUAUCCGAUCAAACUUACCGUUCGAUGUUUCAGAGAAGGUAAAUGAACUUUUGGAUGAACGAUUUACUGUCGCGAAUGUGGUUAUAGACAAAUGGUUUGAGCUCAUAUAUGCAAUCUCGUGCAUCUCAACCUUCGUUUGCAUCAAACUCGCUGAACGAACCGCAUCACUACCGCAUUCCUGGGCCAGGACAAGUGCCUAG